CCCAAACCCGACCCGUUAAAAACCCAUUAACCUCCUCCUCUCUCCUCUCUCUACAGCUCCGCCAGAAAAUGCGGCGCUUCUCCUCUUGCUACCUCCGACCAUCUCAUUUCCCUCCAAAAUCCAAUCUUUCGCCAAAACCUCACCAACCCAAUUUAAUCCCCAUCGACCCAAUUCAAAUCUCAGCAAUCCUCUCCGAAAAAGACUCCUUUUCAGCUCUAAACAGAGAGCUCAAGCCCAAGUUACCCCACUCCAAUCCUCAAUCUGUAGUCACCGUCAUCCAAAACCAAGAUAACCCAAUUCACUCCCUCAAGUUUUACAUCUGGGUUUCAAAUUUCAGUCAAAAAAUCUCAAGGGAUCCAUCAGUUUGUAGAGUUUUAUCUAAUGUGUUGUGUCGAAAAGGCCCGGUUUUGCUCUCUGUUGAGCUUUUGAAGGAAGUUAAAGGUAGCGGGAUUCGAUUUACAGAGGAAAGUUUAUGCAUUUUGAUUGGGAGUUGGGGCAGAUUGGGGCUUGCUAAGUAUGUUAACGAGGUGUUCGUGAAAAUGUCUGUGUUGGGCUUGAGGCCGAGCACUCGGAUUUACAAUGCGGUUAUCGAUGCUUUGGUGAGAGCGAAUUCGCUCGAUUUGGCUUACUUUAAGUUUCAGCAGAUGGGUUCGGACAAUUGUACACCAGAUAGGUUCACUUACAAUACUUUGAUCCAUGGAGUUUGUAAGUUGGGUAUUGUUGAUGAAGCGAUGCGGUUGCUGAAGCAAAUGGAAGCCUUUGGGUGUUCUCCUAAUGUGUUUACUUACACAAUGUUGGUUGAUGGAUUUUGCAACACAAAGAAGGUGGAGGAGGGUGUUAAGGUUUUAGAGAUGAUGACGAAAAAGAAUGUGUCUCCCAGUGAAGCCACAUUUAGGUCUUUGAUUCAUGGUGCAUUUCGGUCGUUGGAGCUUAAAAAAGCUUAUGAGAUAGUGUGUGGUGUUUUAGAACGGGAAUCAAUGGUUCAAGAGAAUGCUUAUAGUACUUUUUUGUAUUGCCUUUCGAAGAACAACAUGGCGAUACAGGUGAAAGAUUUUAUGAAUAAGACAAGCAAAAGGGGUUAUUUACCAGAUCCUUCGACUAUUGGCUUUGUCAUGGCUUGUCUUGUGAAGGGUUUGAGACUUAGUGAAGCUUGUGAGUUGUUUGAUGAUUUUGUUAGGAGAGGUGGGAAGCCUGGAUUUAGUACAUAUCUUACAAUGAUCAAGUCAUUGCUUAAAGAAGGAAAGGCUGCAGAGGCACAUCGAUGUCUCCAGAAGAUGAUAAUCAAUGGACUUAUUUGCAGUGUUGUAUCUUAUAACAUGUUGAUUGAUUGCUUUGUUAAAGCUGAAAUGAUGGAGAAGGCAAUGGAAAUAUUGAAAGAUAUGAUCAAGAAGGGCUUUCCCCCAAAUAUUGUCACUUAUAAUACUCUAAUAUCAGGUCAUUCUAAAGUUGGGGAUGUGAAUUUGGCAAGGGAUGUUUUAAAAAUGCUAUUGGAGCAUGGUUUUAAGCCGGAUGUUGUUACCUUUAGCUCUCUAAUAGAUGGCCUUUGCCGAGUCCAUCAGAUAAAUGAUGCUUUUGGUUGUUUCAAUGAGAUGAUUGAAUGGGGCAUUUCUCCAAAUGCUAUUACAUAUAAUAUACUGAUUCGUUCUCUUGGCUCUAUUGGAGAUGUUCAGAGGGCUAUGAAGCUAUUUCAAAAGAUGAAGGCAGAAGGAAUUAAGCCGGAUGUUUUUUCUUUCAAUGCUCUCAUUGUGAGCUUGUGCAAGAUGAACAAGAUUGAGAGAGCACGAAACCUUUUUGAUUCAAUGUUGAGAUUUGGGGUAAUUCCAGAUAUUUAUACCUACAAUGCUUUUAUAAAGGCUUUAUGUGAUGCUAGAAGAACUGAAGAAGCCAAAGAAGUUGUACUAGUCAUGGAAACCAAUGGGUGUUGUCCAAAUUCAUACUCAUAUGGAUCAAUUAUCGAUGCACUUUCCUCUACGGGUCGUCUUGGAGAGGUCCUAGAUGCAGUUACUGACUGUGAAAGGAGGGGAGUUCAUAUUAACAAUGCUUCAGAUUUGAUGACUAAUUAUAGAAUUGGUGAUAGUGUUGUUAACUCUUAAUCUUUUAUACUCUGUCAAAGAGAAGUGAUUGACAUUUUGACCAUCCACAAUGUGAAGACUUGUGCCUGCGAUUACCAAGUGAUUUGUUGAGAGUUGAUCAAAUUUCUAUUUAUCAGUGGCAGCUGUAUAUACCGAAUUACAUUGUUCUAUAUACACAGUGGUUCUGAAGAGAUGGGAGUUUAAUGAAAAAUUUACUGGGUUAUAGUUAAGGGAAACAUGGCGUAUCCACAGCCUGAGUGACAGCAGCAGCAGUCACCAAUAUACAGCAGCAGUGGCAAUGGGGAGUUGCCUUAAGUGACUGCCAGCAGCAGGACUCUAGCUAUACAGUGAACUCCUACCUCUCCUUCUCAAUUGAUCCUCCCAUAACCCUAAAAAGUCUAACUCCACUUCCCAAUGCCGUGGAAAACACAAUUACUCACAGUUGUGGCCUUUCUUCGCUGUGGGUGUUGUGUUCGCCCCGGAUCCUUUCGGGUCAAGACCCGAAUCCGCUCCAAUCAUGUUUCAGUUGCGAAGGUCACCCGUCUUCUUUGUUUUGCUACCUGUUGGGGUCCUGCUCUUUGGUCACUCUCUUUGGUAGUAUCAUCAUGUUCAAGCAAGAAUCUUGGGUUAAUUUUGCUGAUUUUGAGACUUUUGAAGGAAUUUGCUGGGGCAUAUCUCUGGGAAUUUGCAAAGCAAGAUGUUUCCAGCAUACUUCAUGGUGGUAUCAGUGUCCGCAGCAACAUCAGUUGCAGCAUUUGGAUACCUUCAUUUAUGGACAACCGCAC
This is a messenger RNA of Asparagus officinalis (garden asparagus), 2857 nucleotides long. RefSeq names its product putative pentatricopeptide repeat-containing protein At3g16890, mitochondrial. Gene Ontology annotation, molecular function: protein binding. Lineage: Eukaryota; Viridiplantae; Streptophyta; Magnoliopsida; Asparagales; Asparagaceae. The transcript is spliced from 2 exons. The record is from RefSeq and is a predicted model, not a curated record. The coding region runs from base 69 to 2093 and encodes 674 amino acids.